AUGUCGGAUGCUAAAUACUUUCAAAGAGGAAAAAUCCAUGAACUCCGUACGGAGUUGAACUCGGAAAAAAAGGAUAAGCAGCACACAAAGAAGAAGACAGUACUUAAGAAGAUUGUGGCCAACAUGACAAUGGGCAACGAUAUGUCCCCUUUAUUUCCUGAUGUAAUUAAUUGCAUGCAGAUUCCGGUGCUAGAAAUCAAAAAAAUGGUGUAUCUUUAUUUGAUCAAUUAUUCGAGAACGAAGCCGGAUAUAGCAGUUAUGGCAAUACCCACGUUCAUAAAGGACGCCGAGGAUCACAACCCACUGAUCCGUGCACUGGCGAUUAGAACCAUGGGAUAUAUCAAUGUCGAUAAGAUAGUUGACGCGUUGAUUGACCCUCUGCGACAUUGUUUACGUGAUCAGGAUCCAUAUGUUCGUAAGACGGCUGCAAUUGCUGUUGCCAAAUUAUACAUGUAUGAUAAAGGACUUGUUGAAAGUGAAGGCUUCAUAGAUUUACUGAGAGAUCUGCUCGCUGAUGCAAAUCCUACGGUCGUCGCGAACGCUGUUGCUGCAUUGACUGAAAUAUCCGAGAGAUCGGAUAACAUAUCGCUAAAAUUGAAUAUGACAGUUUCCAACAAACUAGUGGCUGCCCUAAAUGAAUGUUCAGAGUGGGGUCAGACAUAUAUAUUAGAAGCGUUGAUGCUGUUUGUGCCUCAGGAAAUUGGUGACGCUGAGUUGUUGUGCGAACGAAUUGCCCCACGGUUGCAACAUGCUAAUUCCAGUGUUGUUCUUACCGCUGUCAAAGUGAUAAUGUAUCUACUAAAUUAUAUGACCAAAGAAGAAGACAUAACUAAUAUGUGUAAAAAAUUAUCGCCUCCAUUAGGUAAUAGAUCAUCCGGUUUAUUUUUAGGCGGACCUGAAGUCCAAUAUGUGGCCCUUCGGAACAUCCUUCUGAUCAUCCAACGAAGGCCCGAUGUUCUGAGAAACGACAUCAAAGUUUUCUUCUGUAAAUACAAUGAUCCUAUUUACGUUAAAUUAGCUAAACUUGAAAUCAUGUAUCGUUUGUCUAAUGCGAUCAACGUGGACCAGGUUUUAUCGGAAUUAAAAGAGUAUGCAACAGAAAUCGAUGUUGACUUUGUGAGAAAGGCCGUACGAUCUAUUGGUCGUUUGGCGGUUAAAAUAGAAUCGACAGCUGACCGUUGUAUAUCCGCUCUGUUGGAACUUAUACAGACAAAGGUUAAUUAUGUUGUGCAAGAGGCUAUUGUUGUAAUAAAGGACAUAUUCCGACAAUAUCCAAAUCAAUACGAGAGUAUAAUUGGAACACUGUGUGAAAACUUGGACAAUCUGGAUGAACCAGAAGCAAAAGCUGCGAUGAUAUGGAUUAUUGGUCAGUAUGCAGAUCGUAUCGAGAAUUCGGACGAAUUAUUAGACGAUUUUCUUUUUACUUUCCUGGAGGAGCCUGUUGAGGUUCAGUUAUCAUUAUUGACAGCUACCGUUAAAUUGUUUAUAAAGAGGCCUAGUGCUGGGCAAGAGCUGGUCCCCAAGGUUUUGAGGUGGGCGACGGAAGAUGUUGAUAAUCCCGAUUUGCGCGAUAGAGGAUAUAUUUAUUGGCGGUUGUUAUCCACCGAUCCGGUUGCCGCAAAGGCCGUCGUCUUAUCGGAUAAACCACGUAUUUCUACCGAAAGUGACAACAUGGAACCUGUUAUGCUAGACGAACUUCUUUUACAUAUCUCAAGUCUUGCAUCUAUAUAUCAUAAAUCUCCACAAACAUUCAUUCAAAAUGCCAAACCGAAGUUUUUAGUGCCAUCUCCAGUACUAAAUAGCAGAUAUCCUGGACAACGACGAAAUCAUGAUUCAGAUUUUGGCGAUCUGUUAUCAGGGUCCUUUGGAACUUUUGAAGCGAAUCCGUAUAAUGUGAACACCGUUAAUCUCGGUGAUAAUAUCGUUGAAAACCUGCUUUUGGAUUUAUAA
Messenger RNA from Acaulospora colombiana, 1950 nucleotides. The record is from the annotation of a GenBank genome assembly. NCBI's taxonomy places the organism in Eukaryota, Fungi, Glomeromycota, Glomeromycetes, Diversisporales, Acaulosporaceae.